CCUUCAUUUGUCCCUUUUUGUCACUUCGUAUCUUUCUCUUCCCUCUCCCAGCCCGACAGCACAUCUCCCGUGGUGUCCCCCCACCAGUCCCCACCGACGUCGCCCCAAGCCUGGAGGAAGCACAAGCGGCAGGCCAGCGGCGGAAACGUGGAGAGGCAGCCAGUGGUGGGCAACGUGUGGCCGCACUUCAGAGAAGCACAAUCAGGUCCCGUGGCUGGUGAUGGUAUGUGGUCCGGCCACUCCCCUCCUCCGGUUCAGGAAUCCUGGGAGAGCACAACAAUUCGGACAGUGGCGUCCUCGGCUGCAACCAACGAGAUCCAAAGACAAACCAGCGGCUAUGACGACCCCUGGAAGAUUACGGACGAACAGAGACAGUAUUACAUCAAUCAGUUCAAGACCAUCCAGCCAGACCUCACAGGGUUCAUUCCCGGUUCUGCAGCUAAAGAGUUUUUCACAAAAUCAAAGCUGCCUAUUCUAGAAUUGUCUCAUAUUUGGGAGUUGUCGGAUUUCGAUAAAGAUGGCGCGCUGACACUGGACGAAUUCUGUGCUGCCUUCCAUCUGGUGGUUGCUCGGAAAAACGGUUACGACCUCCCCGAGAAGCUUCCAGAAAGUCUCAUGCCAAAGCUCAUCGACCUGGAUGACUCAGCCGAAGUCACGGAAGCUGCUCAUGAUGUGGUAUACUCGGGCUCACCUGUGGAGGUCACCCCCAACAAGUCCCCCUCCAUGCCUUCCCUCAACCAGAACUGGCCCGACAUCAACCAGAGCAACGAGCAGUGGGAGACUUUUAGCGAGCGCUCGUCCAGCUCACAAACUCUGACCCAAUUUGAUUCUAACAUUGCACCAGCUGACCCUGAUACAGCCAUAGUCCACCCCGUCCCCAUCCGCAUGACCCCCAGCAAGAUCCACAUGCAGGAGAUGGAGCUCAAGAGAGCAGGAAGUGACACGAAUCCGACCAGCCCUCUCCUGGCCCAACCCCCUGAGCUCUCUGAGGAGAAUAAACUACCAGCUUCAAUUAAAUUUCCUGGUAACGCUGUAGGUGACGGCUAUAGUAGUUCAGAUUCAUAUACAUCAGACCAAGAACCAAUGGCCAGUGUUGUAACGCGUCAGAGGUCUCAUUCAGGGACAUCUCCUGAGGGGCUGAAGGUCGUGGCCCCCCCUCCGCCUCCCCCCAGACCCCACGCCUCUCACUCCCGCUCCUCCUCACUAGACAUGAACCGAAACUUCGCCGCCGUGACCUCAGGUCAGCAGCAGCCGGGUGUGGUGGCGUUCCCUCCAGCAGUGCCUCCCAGGCCGCAGCCCACGCAGGCUGCUGGUCCUCACAGCCAUCGUCCAGUAGAGGGCGACAGUCUGCCGGCCCUGUGUAGCACGUCCCCCCAACAGAUCCCCGAGCAGCCAAACUUCGCCGACUUCAGCCAGUUCCAGGCCUUCGCUGACCAGCCCACCGAGGACGCAGAGAAUCACGCCGAAAACGCACAGGUGGAGAAAGCUGGAGAGGCAGCAGGUCCCUUGAGGACGGUGAAAUCCGACGGCCAAAGUGAAGAAAGAGCCGCCGCUACUGUGAACUCUGCCAAAGGAGCCAGCGGGCCCCUGGCCCCUCCGCCCAAGCCUGUGCGCCGGAGAUUGAAGUCAGAGGACGAGCUGAGGCCUGAGGUGGAGGAGCAGCCCCCCCCGAAGUCCAGUGUCAUCGCCGCUGUCCUCGCCACGCAGCCUUCCAUUCCACGGUCUGUCGGUAAAGAUAAAAAGGCCAUUCAAGCUUCCAUUAGAAGAAAUAAGGAGACGAAUACAGUCCUGGCCAGACUCAACAGUGAGCUCCAACAGCAGCUAAAGGACUUGCUGGAAGAGAGAAUAUCUUUGGAAGUUCAGCUGGAGCAGCUGAGACCAUUUUCCCAUUUGUAACCCGUUUGUUUCCGGAACAAUCCACAAGAAGUGAUGAAGGGUCAGACAGAACCUCCAGCAGGAUGCACAUGUUCACCCCCAUCUCGCUGUGUGUGUCUGUGUUUGUGUGUGUGUGUGUGUGUGUGCGCGUGUGUGUGUGCGUAUAUGAAAAGAAUAACACCUUACUCAGCAUAUACAUCUAUACAAAGACAUAUAGGUGGUGUUGUGGUGUUGCGUGUGAACGACAAACAUUGCAUCUGGGAGAAAGCUAACGCAUACAAUCACCAAGAGCAUGGCAUCUCGGGCGGCUUUUGAAGGGUAGGAAUGUUACACAUUUUGGCACUUUCAUGAAGACGAAUAGUCAAUGCAACGACCCGUCAUUGUGGUAGACGUCCAUCCUCUCGGUGCCUGCACCAGAGCCUCGAAGGCCUCGCUUUUACGGCCUUUUGCUGGGUAGCUCGAGAGAGAGAGAGAGAGGGGUGAGACCUCUGUGUUUUUGUACCAUGAUUCCUUGGGGUACGUUGGAUUAGCAGGAGUGGAGCUGUGGCAAAGGUCUUGGGACUGAGUGAUCUUGUGAGAUCUUUUGACUGACCCAGUGUGAGGAAGGAUAAUCACGACUUAUGGGGAAACACCUGGGGGGGUUUAAGUUUUUUUUUUUUUUUUUUUUAUAUAAAUCUCUGCUUUAAAACGGGUUGAGUUUAUCUUACAGGCAUAGUCUAAUGGGCUCAAUCAGGUCCAGCAGGCUCAAUUAGGAUCAGUAGUUAUUCCUGUAAGGGGGUAAUGGAUACCAUUGUCAAAGUGGGUCUGAUUCUCAAAGAAAAAUGGAUACCAUUGUCUGUUUUGGUUCGAUUCUCUGACUGAGAGGAGAGGCUGUUGGGAGACGAAGGCAUGAGGCGUGAGACUGAUUGUGGCAGGCCAUCUUUCAUUGUCUCACCGUCCUUCAUACAGAGUCAUUGACUGCAUAGGGGCCCGUGUUUCGUGUGCGUGUGAGUAAGUGUGUGUGUUUAUGUGUGUGUGUUCAAGAGGUAGUGUUACAUGUGUACGGAAUCCCCCAACAAAACUCUGCUUCCGAUAAAUAUAUGUAUGUUUUGUUUUUUAACCCCCCCCCCCAAGUGCUCUCUGUGAUGUUACAAAGGGUGUAGCCCUCUUGUACAGUCCUUUACCUGAGAUGACUGAUGUCCACCACCCUGACCCACUUCCUCCUCCUCCUCCUCCUCCUACCAUUCUCUUCCUCCAUACAUGCACAUACACGGGAAACGCUGCCUUCUUUAGCAUGGUACAUUAUCAGAGAC
Molecule: messenger RNA, 3167 nt
Organism: Clupea harengus (Atlantic herring)
Lineage: Eukaryota; Metazoa; Chordata; Actinopteri; Clupeiformes; Clupeidae
Gene: reps1
Product: ralBP1-associated Eps domain-containing protein 1-like
Exons: 17
Biological process (GO): endocytosis; endosomal transport
Cellular component (GO): plasma membrane; cytoplasm
Molecular function (GO): protein binding; calcium ion binding
Source: RefSeq, a predicted model, not a curated record